AUGAAGUGGGAUCCAGCGUCCCUUGAGUGUCCAAGCCUGUAUAAAGCCUGCUUGGUGUUCCAGUCUGCUGUCCCAGACCCAGUCAGUGGUACCCUCAACCACACAGACACACUGCUUCUCCAAGGACAGCUAACGUUGUCUCACAGGUGUGCCCUCACGCUGCCCUGCUGUGCAGAGCCUUUUUGGGGUCACCUGUGCCAGACCCCCCAGGUCACAGGGGUCACAGUUCAGCUGGAGAUGCACAUGCUGUGUCAACAGUUUGACCAGCUGGGCACAGAGAUGAUCGUCACCAAGGCUGGGAGGAGGAACAUGAUGAUGUUCUCUACAUUCCAGGUAAGUAUCUCAGGGAUGGACCCUGCAGCGGAGUAUGUGCUGCUCAUGGACUUCAUCCCUAUGUAUGACAAGAGCUCCAGAUAUGUAUUCCACAGCUCCUCGUGUCUGGUGGCAGGCAGGGCCGACGUGGCGCCCCCGGGGAGGAUGGACUUCCACCCAGACUUCCCCGCCAGAGGCUUCCAGUGGAUGAAACAGAUGGUCUCCUUCGACACACUCAAACUGUCCAACAACCUGCAGGAUGACAAUGGACAUGAGCGACAAGCGGUGGUCAGUGCCAGGCCCAUGCCUCACUCUCUGCCCACCUGGCAGCCACAGGAGGGCAGCCAUGAGUUUGGCAGUACGUCAGGAGAGCAGUGA
Messenger RNA from Oncorhynchus masou masou (cherry salmon), 690 nucleotides. Its product is annotated as T-box transcription factor TBX1-like. The record is from RefSeq and is a predicted model, not a curated record. Gene Ontology annotation, cellular component: nucleus. Bases 1 to 690 code for a protein of 229 amino acids. Gene Ontology annotation, molecular function: DNA-binding transcription factor activity, RNA polymerase II-specific; RNA polymerase II cis-regulatory region sequence-specific DNA binding. Gene Ontology annotation, biological process: positive regulation of DNA-templated transcription; cell fate specification; regulation of transcription by RNA polymerase II. The transcript has 5 exons. Lineage: Eukaryota; Metazoa; Chordata; Actinopteri; Salmoniformes; Salmonidae.